CUAGCCUCAACUUAUCAGUCGUUAAUCUAACCAUCCGAUGGCUGCAGACCCUUCGCAGUACACCAGUGGGGGUUCUCUUUCACUAUGCCAUCAUAAAGGGAAGAAGACCCUCGUUGCCUGUGACCAGUGCCAUCGCCAUAAGCUCAAAUGCUCGCCUCGAUCCCAAGGAUGCGCCCGCUGUCAUCGAUUAGGGAUACAGUGCACUUCCAGUCGCCCGAUUAAGAGACGCGGAAGGCGACCAACUAGACAAACGCCCCCACUUAUACCUCCUCAACUAUCGGAACAUCCAUUGAUGCACCUGAUUAUCCUGUAUUGGACUGUCUUUGCGAUCUGCAGAUUUUGACGUCGGAACAAGCCACGCCCAGCACUUCCCCGCUUCAACUUUCACGUUUCGAGGCCUGUCGUCUGUUGGAGCACUUCUAUGCUUCACCCAACCAAGAAUU
Molecule: messenger RNA, 443 nt
Organism: Aspergillus eucalypticola CBS 122712
Lineage: Eukaryota; Fungi; Ascomycota; Eurotiomycetes; Eurotiales; Aspergillaceae
Product: Zn(II)2Cys6 transcription factor domain-containing protein
Exons: 4
Coding region: 38-343 (101 amino acids)
Biological process (GO): regulation of DNA-templated transcription
Molecular function (GO): zinc ion binding; DNA-binding transcription factor activity, RNA polymerase II-specific
Source: RefSeq, a predicted model, not a curated record